AUGUUUAUACCUUCUCACGCCGAAAAGGAGCGUGUGUACCGCGACGAGGCUUGCAGACACGUUUUUACUCAGUUCGACAAUUCAGCGCUGCGCAAGCGGAGGAAGAUCAAAGAAGUUGUCGCGUUCAAAAACUUAUUUGUUUCUGGUCUUUCGCAGCCGCAGCUUAUUGAGACGAUACAUUCCUUGUUGAAAGACGGGAUAUUUCAGUGGAAUAGCACAGUCAGCGCCCAAGUGAUAUUUCCCCAACUCUUCGCUCCACAGAUUUCGAAUCUUCAACAAACAAACGACCAUACUUUUCGAAACGCAGUCCCUGUGGACAUGUCUGUAAACGCUGGACUACAAAAGGAGCUUCUCAUUUCUAUGGAAUGGCUCUUGUUAACUGGCACCUACUCAGACCUCAUCAUCUCUGCUGGGAGGCAAUAUAAUUUGCACAAAUCCGUCAUUUGUCCACGCUCAUCGGCUUUGAAGUUAGCCUGCAAGCACAACAAGACACCUACACCUACUAUUGACUUGAAAGAAGAAGAUGAUGAAGCCGUUGACCGCCUCAUUCAAUAUUUCUACCGUCUUAACUAUGAUACUCACAGCUCCGUACCGAUUGAUGCUGAAUCGUCCAUCGCUCCCGUGCCUCCUUUUAGCCGAAUCGAAGAAUCUGAAAAUGCUAAACCAUCUGAUCUCCUGCUUCAUGUUAGAGUCUAUGCCCUUGCAGAAAAAUAUGUAAUUGGGGGUCUCAAGGUCUUGGCACUAGAGAAGUUUAAUGCAGCUGUUUCGCGCCACUGGGAUACCGACAAUUUCCAUGAAGCAAUCGAGGAAGCUUAUUCUUCGACAAUAGAGAGCGAUAGGGGAAUUCGAGAUGCAAUUAUCAACGCUCUUUAUGAUCAUAGGCAGCGUUUGAUUGCUAAAGACUGUAUACAAACCGUAUUGAAACAAGUUAACUCAAUGGCUUUUGAAUAUAUCAUUAUUAGUUGCAGCUCCAUUUUGACGGCAGGAAUCGAUUGGGAUGUAAAACGGAAGCGAGCGGCGCGGCAGAACGCUUCCUCUAUACAGCGCGAUAAAGCGCAUACCAGCUUCUACAACCCAGUCCCGUCUCUGCAACCGGCAAACAUACUUAGUGAUCUAUAUUCGCCGGUCAAUCCUGCUGGUAUACUGCAAGCAAACGAAGGAGACAUAAAGGAUACGGAAGAGCCAGCUGCCUUGGACGCUGGAACUCCCGCAGAUGCCAACAGCCCAAAUGUGGAUGAGGCCUUUAUUCCUGACGCAGGCUUAGAAUCCUUACCCCAGCCCGGGGACGAUGAACUAGACGCGGCCGGGCAUCUUGCGCGAGAAAUGGGAGAGCAACUCCUUAAGUUUCGGGGAUGUUGCAGCGACUGCUACCGAGCAGCAGACCAACGCCGCUUGGAAAGCCCAAAUGAACAGAUCAGCCUUGACCAGUAUUUGGAGUCUACAACAGGAUUGGGCGCUGAUGUCCAUGGCAGCAAGACCAUUGCGAGCCAGAAAGAUGACCUGGCCGGGCAAGUAACCCUGAAUCUAGAAGGAAGAUCUUCUGUUGCCUCGAAUCUGAAGUUGAGAUACCUUGCAUCUCUCUCGCGGCAUCCGUUGGCCUCCCACCAGGAUGACUUUCCCAGACUCCAGUGCGAUCUGCACCUUCGGCCAAUCCAGGUGACAUACAAUGACCAGAAUGGAAUUUGGCGUCAAAUCUGCCGGCGCGUGCACCAAGUACCUCAUGAUACGUUCGGCCGCAUCAUUGGCUUUGAGGACAUAUCCUUGUACUUUCUCUUCCCUGGGCUAUACCGAGCCGAACAGAAGAGCAGCAAGCUUCGCGACGAAGACUUCCAACUGUGGAUGGACGAUAUCCUGCUGCCAUUGAUUUACCAAAGCUACAGCAGCGCACAAGUCCAGCACUACCCGUCAAACCAGACCGCAGCCGGUAUAACUCUGCCGCCCAUGGCGUGA
Molecule: messenger RNA, 1950 nt
Organism: Trichoderma gamsii
Lineage: Eukaryota; Fungi; Ascomycota; Sordariomycetes; Hypocreales; Hypocreaceae
Exons: 4
Coding region: 1-1950 (649 amino acids)
Source: RefSeq, a predicted model, not a curated record